AUGGAAAUAUGUAAGAUUAGAAGGGAAUCUUUUCAAAUUCUUGCAGCAGUGAUUGAGGAUCUCCUUGAGAGAUCUGCUGCUCAUUUCUCUAACGAAACCGAUCGCCUUGCUUUGCUUCACUUGAAACAUAUAAUAACCGACGAUCCUCUCCAUUCCAUGAGUUCUUGGAAUGAUACUCUUCACUUCCGCCACUGGAAAGGUGUCACGAUAAUCAAUCUCUCAAACAACAGCUUCCACGGCACGAUUCCUGAAGAGAUUGGCCGUUUGCAUUGCCUGCGAAAUAGUCUGAAAGGCAGCAUCCCGGAUGAACUCAGCCGGUUGAUAAUCUUGGAGCUUCUUAGCAUAAGUGAAAAUGAAGUUUCAGGUACAAUUCCGCCACUGCUAUACAAUCUCUCCUCUAUUAAGUGUUUGGACGUAGGAUGGAACAGAUUGCAAGGAAACCUUCCACCUAAUAUAGGCCUCACGCUUCCUAAUCUUCAACAGCUUUAUGUCGAAGGAAAUCAAUUCGCAGGACCCAUACCAGUUUCAUUAUCCAAUGCUCCGGGACUUUUACUUAUUAAACUCACCAACAACAAUUUUAGCGGAUCUGUGCCUAUGAAUUUUGGAAUCCUCAAGGGUCUCUCCAAAUUAUAUUUGGGGGGCAAUCGAAUUGGAAUUGGAAAAGCUCAUGAUUUGAGUUUUCUUGAUUCUUUGACCAAUUGCAGUAGCUUACAAGAAUUGGACAUAAGCUAUAAUCGUCUCAGCGGUGUGUUACCCGAAUCCAUGGGUAAUCUUUCAACUCAGCUGAGAAUACUAUGGUUAGGGAGUAACAUGAUAUUCGGAAGGAUCCCAUCUGGGAUUAAGAAUCUUGUUGGCUUAACAACACUGAGAAUGGAGUACAACUCUCUUACAGGUACUAUUCCCAUUGGUGUUGGGAAACUUAACAAAGUGAGACGACUUUCCUUGGGUGGGAAUGAAUUAUCAGGGGAAAUUCCAUCUUCCUUGGGCAAUAUCACCCAAUUGUACAUACUUGAUUUGUUUGGGAACAAUCUAUGGGGAACCGUACCUUCAAGCAUUGGAAAUUUUACAUUCUUGCAGUUUAUACAACUUGACAAUAAUAACUUGAGCGGUACCUUCCCCAGAUCACUUUUCAGCAUUCCCUCUUUGACUGAACUCCGUGUUGAAAGUAACUCCUUUACUGGCGAUCUUCCAUUCGAAGUCAGUUAUUCAAAUGCUCUUGGAAGAUUCAGUGUUUCUAAUAACAAAUUGUCAGGCGAAAUUCCAAGCUCGCUAGGCAAUUGUCUUGGUUUAGAGUAUCUUUGUUUGGAUGGGAACUUGUUUCAAGGAUCAAUUCCUCCAACAUUUGCUAAUCUAAAAGGCCUUCGACUCCUGGAUCUUUCACGCAACAACUUAUUGGGGAAGAUUCCAAGAUAUCUUGAGAAGUUUGUUCUAGAGUAUCUAAAUCUAUCCUUCAACAAUUUCGAGCGUGAAUUACCAAAACAAGGGGUCUUCGGAAAUAUCAGUCGAGUUUCAGUGGUGGGACUCUGUGGGGGUAUUCCAGGAUUACAAAUGCGUCCAUGCUCUAAACAGGGGAAGUCUCUUGCAUCGAAAGUAAAAAUCUCAAUAAUUGUUGUGGUGUGUCUAAUUUCUCUAUCAUGCUUCUUUACCACUCUUUCUUGGGUAAGAAAGUCAAGAAGGAAGCCUUGUUCUGUGCCUUCUAUGAAGAAUACUUAUAUUACCGUGUCUUAUGCGGAUCUCUUUAAAGCAACGGAUGGGUUCUCUUCUGCCAAUUUGGUUGGCACAGGGAGAACUGCUGCUAUGUAUAAAGGGUCUCUAGAUGGCUACAGAUAUGUAGUACCAGUGAAAGUCUUCAACCUCGAACGCCGAGGAGCUGUGAGGGGUUUCAUGGCCGAAUGCGAAACCAUGGGAAAUAUUAGGCAUCGGAAUAUUGUUAAGAUCGUAACAUGUUGCUCAAGCAUUGAUUUUAAGGGUAAUGAUUUUAAAGCUCUGGUUUAUGAGUACAUGCCCAAUGGAAGUCUAGACAAGUGGUUGCACAGAGAUGGCCAGGAACAGCUGCUGAGGAACUUGAACUUUCUCCAAAGGCUAAACAUAGUUAUAGAUGUGGCUUCUGCUUUGGAUUACCUAGACCAAACAUCAAUCAUUCAUCGUGAUCUAAAACCGAGCAACAUUCUUCUUGAUGAUGAUAUGGUGGCUCAUUUGGGCGAUUUCGGGCUUGCUAAGUUAUUCUCUGAGUUUGCUCAAACUAGGACGGUUGUGAUAACGGGAUCUGCUGGGUAUAUCGCUCCAGGUAUAAAAACUGCAUCAGUUAGAUGGAACUAUUAG
Messenger RNA from Magnolia sinica, 2322 nucleotides. RefSeq names its product probable LRR receptor-like serine/threonine-protein kinase At3g47570. The transcript has 5 exons. Gene Ontology annotation, biological process: protein phosphorylation. Bases 1 to 2322 code for a protein of 773 amino acids. Gene Ontology annotation, molecular function: ATP binding; protein binding; protein kinase activity. Lineage: Eukaryota; Viridiplantae; Streptophyta; Magnoliopsida; Magnoliales; Magnoliaceae. The record is from RefSeq and is a predicted model, not a curated record.